Molecule: messenger RNA, 3394 nt
Organism: Glossina fuscipes
Lineage: Eukaryota; Metazoa; Arthropoda; Insecta; Diptera; Glossinidae
Gene: botv
Product: exostosin-3
Exons: 5
Coding region: 67-3174 (1035 amino acids)
Cellular component (GO): membrane
Molecular function (GO): glycosyltransferase activity
Source: RefSeq, a predicted model, not a curated record
AUAUAAAAUAUUAUAACUUUAAGUGUAACAUUAAGGAGAAAGUUUUGAUAUUUUCUUGUGUACAAGAUGACGACCUACGAACUUACGUCAAAAUGUCGAGAUGAUGAUGAUGAUGAUGAAUCUUCUAAGACAAUUUCCGCGACUAGAAAAAAACUGGGCUUUUCGCAAAUCAAAUCAACAAAGAAUCCAAUAAGCGAACAAUUCAGCAAUAACGUUGCUAAUCUUGCCAGCAGUAGCACAUUUCUUGUAAUCGACGAAUCUGAGAAAUUAGGUAAAUUUCAACAGUAUUUAAGUGCAAACUCAUUAAACGGUUCAGCUGGAACAUCCGCAAGCUCGAGCAGUCUUGUAACUUGUUUAUGUGGUAAUGGUAAGUGUAACUGGUUUCGUCAUUAUCGCAUGUAUAAGACUAUAUUGGCGAUUUUGUUGCUGUUGGUGUUGCUGCCUUUGUUUGCUCAUCGCAAUUUAUUAAAUUCUGAUACUGAUGAGCCUCAAUUGGAUAUGCAUCAUGCUCGUCCUUUAUUAGAUGCAUACGAGGAUUUCAGCUCUAUGCGAGCAAGCGAUUUAAAAAUGCGUAUUGAGGAGUUGCUAAGAAUAAAGAGUACUGUUUCUGUGGAAUUGCGUGAGUUGGAAGCACGCCGCCAAAAGCUACAAUCCGACAUCGGUCAGUACAAUCAAAAAAUUGAGGAACUGAAACAAGAGCUGAUGCGUGAACAAACUGAGCUGGAACGUUUAAAGAUAUCCGUAGAGCAAGCUCAAGUAGCUCAGCGUGAGGCCGUACAACGAAAUACUCCCGAUUUGGCUUUGCCGCGUACGCUAUUUCCCAACUCCUUGCCUCGCAAAAUGCCACCUGCUUCAAUGCAAACCGCCAUCUCCUGCGAAAUGCACAAUUGUUUCGACCAUUCACGUUGCAGUUUAACUUCCGGUUUUCCGGUUUACCUUUAUGAUCCCGAUGUAUAUAAUGUUCUGAAAACGGGCUAUGAUAUUGACGGUUUCAUGCGUACCACGAUAAAGCAAACUUUAGGUUAUAAUGCUCAUUUCGUUCGCGAUCCAAAACAAGCAUGCAUUUAUUUAGUUUUGGUUGGAGAGGCUUUACUCGAAAAUGAUGCGACGAAGAAUAAUCGUUAUUCCGCUUUGGAGGAAGACCAAAAAGAAAGAGUAUCUGCCAGGCCUUUAACGGAUAAAUAUGAAACCGUUGAUAUGGCGAAACUCUAUCGCUUGCCUUUCUGGGGAGGAGAUGGUCGUAAUCACGUACUUCUGAAUUUUGCUCGACGAAAUUUGAAUUCACGUUCCACAAAUGCUUUGUUCGGGCAGAAUACUAUGCGCGCCAUAUUAGUGCAAUCGGCUUUUGAAUUAUCCCAAUUCAGACCUAAUUACGAUUUGAUAGUUCCUCCUAUUCUAGGACCACCAGGCGGAGAUGUGUGGCAGGAAUGUACGUCUAUGGUACCAGCAAGGCGUACUUAUUUGCUAUCCUUUCAAGGUGAAUUAAGACCUUUGGAUUCCAGCCAACAAUCAGCUGAACCUCUAGAUGAUUUCAUAUUGGACCAUUUGUUAGAAAUGGUUAGAGGCGCUACUCAGGAUAAGUUCCUAUUACAAUUUAAAUGCAUUCCUGCAACCGAGCAAAUGGAUGAAAAUGCUGCAGCAGAUUGGGCUCUCUGUGGUACCGAUUCGUCACGUAAAGCUGUGUUAAAAGAUUCUACCUUCGCUUUAAUCUUGCCGCCUUUAGAGCGAAGAAUUAGUUCCACACUUAUGUUGGCCAGAUUAUAUGAGGCUUUGCGCUCAGGUGCUAUACCGGUUAUAUUGGGUGCAGACGAGGUACGGCUACCAUAUAUCGAAACGAUAGAUUGGCGUAAAUUGACUUUGCUGUUGCCGAAGGCUCGGAUAACCGAAUUGCACUUUUUGUUAAGAGCUAUACAAGAUAGCGAUUUAUUGCUGAUGCGCCGUCAAGGACGUUUGGUAUGGGAACGCUAUUUAAGUUCAGUGCAGGCCACAGUAGACACCAUUAUAGCUAGUCUAAGAGAUCGUUUGGGAGUGCCUCCACGUCCCGUGUCACCAGUGAUUGCGCAAAGUGUUUUCAAUAGCACUUUUAUACCGUUGAAAUCUGAUCCUCCGGUAGGUAUGGAGAACGAACCAGAAGAAUCUUUGGGUCCCAUUGAGCCUCCUUAUAGCAGCCCAGCCUACAGAAGAAAUUACACAAUUUUACGAAUACAAUCUAAGGAGGCUUGGAAUGAUUGGGUAGAUCCUUUCUACAUGUAUCCCCAAUUGCCAUUUGAUCCGAUUUUGCCUUCAGAAGCUAAGUUUCUGGGUUCACAUAUGGGUUUUCGUCCUAUCGGUAAAGGCAGCGGUGGGGCCGGUAAAGAAUUUAGUGAAGCUUUGGGCGGCAAUCAUCCCCGCGAACAAUUCACUAUAGUUAUAUUAACCUAUGAACGCGAACAAGUAUUAAUGGAUUCACUAGGGCGUUUAUAUGGUCUUCCUUAUCUGCAUAAGGUAGUAGUGGUAUGGAAUUCACCAAAACCGCCCUUAGACGAUUUAAGGUGGCCCGAUAUAGGAGUGCCUGUGGCUGUAGUAAGAGCACCACGUAACUCUCUCAAUAAUCGUUUUCUUCCCUUCGAUGUCGUUGAAACUGAAGCUGUGUUAUCAGUAGACGAUGAUGCUCAUUUAAGACACGAUGAGAUUUUAUUUGGUUUUCGCGUAUGGCGCGAGCACCGUGAUCGAGUUGUCGGCUUCCCGGGACGCUUUCAUGCCUGGGAUUUGAAUACGAAUCACAACUGGAAUUACAAUUCCAAUUACAGCUGCGAAUUGAGUAUGGUUUUAACAGGGGCCGCUUUUAUACAUAAAUAUUAUAUGUACUUGUACACUUAUCAUUUACCGCAAGCCAUACGCGACAAAGUGGACGAAUAUAUGAAUUGUGAAGACAUAGCUAUGAAUUUCCUCGUCUCGCAUAUAACGCGGAAACCUCCGGUAAAAGUAACUUCUAGAUGGACGUUCAGGUGUCCGGGUUGUCCGGUGUCAUUAAGUGAAGAUGAUACGCAUUUCCAGGAGCGCCAUAAAUGCAUCAAUUUUUUUACGCAGGUUUUUGGUUAUACGCCUCUCUUAAAUACACAGUAUCGAGCGGAUUCGAUUUUAUUUAAAACUCGCAUACCACACGAUAAACAAAAAUGCUUUAAAUAUAUUUAGAAAAAGACAAAUUUUAAGCUAUUUUAGAGAACUUUUAAGGAAUAUUAAUUUUAAGAGUAAAGAUAUAUGUGAAUACAACAUAUAUGUAUUAUAUUUUAGACUAUUUUAUUUAAAUGCUUUUUAAUUAAAAUUUUAGUGCAAUAUUGGACAACAAAUUAGAACAAAAAUGAUAAGCAAAAAAAAAAAAAAAAAUUAUUUUUUACUAAAGUGUCAUAUUAGU